Messenger RNA from Quercus lobata, 1697 nucleotides. RefSeq names its product Exostosin family protein. NCBI's taxonomy places the organism in Eukaryota, Viridiplantae, Streptophyta, Magnoliopsida, Fagales, Fagaceae. The coding region runs from base 237 to 1574 and encodes 445 amino acids. The record is from RefSeq and is a predicted model, not a curated record. Gene Ontology annotation, molecular function: glycosyltransferase activity. The transcript has 2 exons.
CACUCAAUCGAUCAUUAAAUCAUUACCCACAAAGUUAAUUUUGUAUUCUUUCCCAUUCACCUUAUCGCACGGCAUCAUUAGCGCAAUCUCACCCUAUGCCUAUACACUUCUCAGCUAUCAGAAAAUCAUAACAUAUUUUUUGGCCAAGUGAAUGAGAGUUAAUUGAUCUGAAUUGAUUUCCCUGGAAAAUCCCUUCAAGAGGAGAGAGAGCAUAUGGAGAAAUCAGUGACCGGAAAAUGCUCUCAUCAACUCUGUCUUUCACCGACCAAAGUUUAGGAACAUACAGUGAUAUAGAUCCCUGCUCGGGGAGAUACAUAUAUGUACAUGAUCUUCCUAGCCGAUUCAACCAUGACUUGCUCAAGAAUUGUCGGUCACUUACCAGAGGAACCAACUCUAAUAUGUGUCCCUACAUGGCAAACUUAGGUAUUGGUCCAGAGAUUGAGAAUUCCCAAGGGGUAUUAUCAAGCAAGAAUUGGUUUUCCACAAACCAAUUCUUGUUAGAAGUCAUUUUCCACAAUAAGAUGAAGAGGUACGAGUGCUUGACCAAUGAUUCAUCACUAGCUUCUGCGAUAUUUGUACCAUUCUAUGCUGGUCUUGAUAUUAGUCAAUACCUUUGGAAUCCAAACAUAUCGGUGAGAGACUCUUCUGGGAAAGACCUUCUCAAGUGGCUAACAGAAAGACCUGAGUGGAAGAGGAUGUGGGGCAGAGACCAUUUCUUUGUUGCAGGGAGGAUUUCAUGGGACUUCAGAAGAAAAACAGACGAAUCUUCAGACUGGGGUACCAAGCUUAGGUUUUUGCCUGAAUCCAAGAACAUGACAAUGUUGUCAGUUGAAGCAAGCUCUUGGAACAAUGAUUAUGCAAUACCAUACCCAACAAAUUUCCAUCCUUUAAAAGACAGUGAUGUGUUGGAGUGGCAAAGGCGUGUGAGAAGCCAAAACCGGAGUUAUUUGUUUACUUUUGCAGGUGCACCACGUCCUGAUCUCAAAAAUUCUAUUCGGGGUGUGGCUAUUGAACAAUGUAGAGCUGCAAGAGCUUGCAAAUUUAUAGAUUGUAAUGUUACUAAUGGGAACAAAUGUGAUGAUCCGGUUAGUGUUAUAAGGGUGUUUAAGAGCUCGGUUUUUUGCUUGCAGCCUCCAGGGGAUUCCUACACUAGGCGAUCAAUUUUUGACUCUAUUUUGGCAGGUUGUAUUCCGGUGUUCUUUCAUCCGGGUACUGCUUACGCACAAUAUUUAUGGCAUUUACCAAGGAAUGGUACCAAGUAUUCUGUGUAUAUACCAGUGAAGGAUGUGAAACUUUGGAAAGGCAAUGUGGAGGAGAUAUUGCUUGGGAUUUCGAAGGAUAAAGAAUUAGCCAUGAGAGAGGAGGUUAUAGGGCUUAUUCCAAGGAUAGUAUAUGCAAAUCCCAGGUCUAAAUUAGAGAUUUUUGGGGAUGCAUUUGAUGUAACGGUGGAUGGAGUUCUUGAGAGAGUAGAGAGUCUUAGGAGAUUAAUUAGGGAGGGGAGGGAUCCUAGUGUUGGUUUUGCAGAUGGGGAUGAUUAUAAGUAUACUUUUUCUCAGUGGGAGAGAUUUGAAUAGGAUCCUCCAUUAUGAGGUAACCUUGUAGUAGCAACUGUAAGAGAAAAAAAAUUCAAUGAGAACAGAGAAAAUCUUAUAUUUACAAUUAUAUCAUUCAAUGCAGUUAUUCCUUCACUUCAGCUA